Penicillium antarcticum is the source of this 807-nucleotide messenger RNA. Its product is annotated as exosome non-catalytic core subunit SKI6. Gene Ontology annotation, cellular component: nuclear exosome (RNase complex); nucleolus; cytoplasmic exosome (RNase complex). NCBI's taxonomy places the organism in Eukaryota, Fungi, Ascomycota, Eurotiomycetes, Eurotiales, Aspergillaceae. Bases 1 to 807 code for a protein of 268 amino acids. The transcript is spliced from 2 exons. The record is from RefSeq and is a predicted model, not a curated record. Gene Ontology annotation, biological process: nuclear mRNA surveillance; poly(A)-dependent snoRNA 3'-end processing; rRNA catabolic process.
AUGCCUCUCGAUACUUCGACCACAUAUCCUCUCACAAAGCUGCGCCUUGACGGCCGUCGCUGGAACGAGCUCCGCCUCCUCCAAGCCCAGAUUUCCACCAACCCCGCCAGCUCCGGCUCUUCAUACCUGUCGAUGGGCAACACGUCAAUUAUGUGCUCUGUCCACGGUCCGGCCGAAGGUCGCCGCGGUGAAGGAGGUGGUGGCGCAGGUAGCGGUAGCGCCGUCGUCGAGGUGGACGUCAACGUCGCCGGGUUCGCUGGCGUAGAUCGCAAGCGCAGGGCCGCCGGAAGUGACAAACAAUCGUCGCGCAUUGCUACAACCCUCCGCUCUGCUUUCCAGUCGCACCUACACACAUAUCUCUACCCCCACAGCACAAUCAGCAUCCACGUCUCCGUCCUCUCUGCCGAUGGCUCUCUGCUCGCCGCCGCAAUCAACGCCUGUACUCUGGCUCUCGUUGACGCCGGAAUUCCCAUGCCUGGUCUGCUCUGCGGCUGUACUGCCGGUAUGAGCGGUAGUGCCUCUACCCCCAGAGAUCCACGACACGACGAGCUGGACCCGCUGCUGGACCUUUCUCUGCCAGAAGAACAGGAGCUCCCGGUACUGACAAUUGGAACGACGACCGUUGUGCCUGUGGGCGAGAACCAUUUGGAUGAUGAUGACGAGGACACGAUGAAGGUUGCAGUGAUUAGCACAGAGUCUAAGGUCCACGCUACGUACAUGGAGACGAUGUUGGCAGUUGGAAUUGAUGGAUGCAGUCAGAUCCGCGAGUUGCUGGAAGGUGUUAUCAAAGGGUCGAACCGGGGGUGA